GGAGUGUGCUGAGGGGCGGGGCGGCAGCAGGGGUGGGUGCGCGGAGCGGAUGGCUGAGGGAGCGGGGCCGAGAGCGGCUGCCAGGUAUUUAUGCAUUGUCCAUUGCUGCCUUUGAUGUGAAAAUGACCAAGUUAGGGUUUCUUCGCCUGUCCUAUGAGAAACAGGACACGCUGCUUAAACUCCUCAUCCUGUCUAUGGCAGCUGUGCUGUCUUUCUCCACUAGACUCUUCUCUGUUCUAAGAUUUGAAAGUGUCAUCCAUGAAUUUGAUCCGUAUUUUAACUACCGCACAACACGGUUUCUGGCAGAAGAAGGCUUCUACAAAUUUCAUAACUGGUUUGAUGACAGAGCCUGGUACCCUUUGGGCAGGAUCAUUGGUGGAACCAUAUACCCAGGUUUAAUGAUCACAUCAGCAGCAAUUUACCAUGUUCUACACUUCUUCCAUGUUACCAUUGACAUCCGAAAUGUCUGCGUUUUCCUGGCUCCCCUUUUCUCUUCCUUCACCACCAUAGUAACUUAUCACCUCACCAAAGAGCUCAAGGAUGCAGGGGCAGGACUUCUUGCUGCUGCCAUGAUUGCUGUGGUGCCUGGUUACAUCUCUCGUUCUGUUGCCGGCUCUUAUGAUAAUGAAGGUAUUGCCAUAUUCUGCAUGCUGUUAACCUAUUACAUGUGGAUCAAAGCAGUGAAGACUGGCUCCAUUUACUGGGCAGCCAUGUGUGCCCUUGCCUAUUUCUACAUGGUUUCCUCCUGGGGUGGUUACGUAUUCCUGAUCAACCUGAUCCCUCUACAUGUCCUUGUGCUGAUGCUGACAGGACGCUUUUCCCACAGGAUCUAUGUCGCCUACUGUACGGUGUAUUGCCUAGGGACCAUCCUGUCUAUGCAAAUAUCCUUUGUUGGCUUCCAGCCUGUUCUGUCAUCUGAGCACAUGGCUGCUCUUGGGGUCUUUGGCUUGUGUCAGAUCCAUGCCUUUGUGGACUACCUGCGCAGCAAGUUGAACCCUCAGCAGUUUGAAAUUCUCUUCAGGAGUGUGAUCUCCCUGGUUGGAUUUGUUCUUCUUACAAUAGGAGCUGUGCUGAUGUUGACAGGGAAAAUAUCUCCUUGGACUGGUCGUUUCUACUCCCUGUUGGAUCCUUCCUAUGCAAAGAAUAACAUUCCCAUUAUUGCUUCAGUUUCUGAGCACCAGCCCACCACAUGGUCCUCCUAUUAUUUUGAUUUACAGCUACUUGUUUUCAUGUUUCCAGUUGGCCUCUACUACUGUUUCAGUAAUCUGUCAGAUGCCCGUAUUUUUAUCAUAAUGUAUGGUGUGACCAGCAUGUACUUUUCUGCUGUGAUGGUGCGUCUCAUGUUGGUGCUGGCCCCAGUUAUGUGCAUUCUGUCUGGCAUUGGAGUUUCUCAGGUGCUGUCCACUUACAUGAAGAACCUGGAUAUCAGCCGACCAGACAAAAAAACCAAAAAACAACAAGACUCUACUUACCCCAUUAAAAAUGAAGUUGCCAGUGGCAUGAUCCUCGUCAUGGCUUUCUUCUUGAUCACCUACACUUUCCAUUCAACCUGGGUGACCAGUGAGGCCUAUUCCUCCCCUUCUAUAGUGCUGUCCGCUCGUGGUGGGGAUGGUAGCAGGAUCAUCUUUGAUGACUUCAGAGAGGCUUAUUAUUGGUUGCGCCACAAUACACCAGAGGAUGCAAAGGUCAUGUCUUGGUGGGAUUAUGGGUAUCAGAUAACAGCUAUGGCCAACAGGACAAUUCUGGUAGACAACAACACUUGGAAUAAUACGCAUAUCUCCCGAGUUGGGCAGGCAAUGGCAUCCACUGAAGAGAAAGCCUAUGAGAUCAUGAGGGAGCUGGAUGUCAGUUAUGUGUUGGUAAUAUUUGGAGGCCUCACUGGAUAUUCCUCAGAUGAUAUCAACAAGUUCCUGUGGAUGGUGCGAAUUGGUGGGAGCACAGACACUGGGAAGCACAUAAAGGAACACGAUUACUACACACCGACCGGAGAGUUCCGUGUCGAUAGGGAGGGUUCCCCUGUGCUGCUCAACUGCCUUAUGUAUAAGAUGUGCUACUACCGCUUUGGGCAGGUCUACACUGAAGCCAAACGCCCACCAGGUUAUGAUAGAGUGAGAAAUGCCGAGAUUGGAAACAAAGACUUUGAGCUUGAUGUCCUGGAAGAGGCCUAUACUACAGAGCACUGGCUAGUCCGAAUAUACAAAGUAAAGGACUUGGAUAAUCGUGGACUGUCAAGAACAUAGAUUUGCCUUCAGCUUUUAAGGAAAUCGCACUGAGUCUUUGCCUGUGAAGCAAAUUUUUUUUAUACAGUUUAUAAGUGCAAGAAGGAGUUGGAUUAACUGCCCAUGAAGUUCUGCCCUCAUGCAUACAGUCCAUAUUAGAUGGAAUGAUUUUUAUAAAUAUGAACCAGUUACCAAAUCAGAAAUAAUGGCUUUAUGGUGGGUGAUUAAAGGGGAGUUUAAAAAAAAGUGUGUAGUUCUUGCUUCCUUUCCAGUGAUGGUGCCAGAUGCAGCAAUCUAGGGGGUUCCCUCUUGAAGUGUGAAGAUGUUUUACUUUUUGAAUUUACUAACACCUCAAAGUCUACUUCCUUUUCUGAGUCGCAAGACUCAGAUUUCCAUAAUGGUAGCCAUCUGCCUCACUUCGGCUCAUUAAAAGAGGUUUUUGGUAAAACAGCCACCCUUGUCCAUUUUGAAUAUCACAUCAAAUUUAUCAAAUAUAGUCCUGCCCUGAUGAGCAACACACUUUUUUGGGAUGUCCUAUGCUGGAAGACACUAAAUACCUCUACUAAUAAAUAGGGAGAUAAUUGGCUGUUCCCUGACACACAACUAAACUUCUUUCUCCCAAGUUGUCUUGAUUUGGGUAUCUUCUCUAGUAUAUGUAAUUCUGAUUACUGGUCAGCCUCCAUAUUCCAAGCUUCCCUCUGUAGUGCAUGAGUAUCAUGGUCGAAUGUUACAAACCCUUCUUGAACCCUUUGAGUUUUCUUCUGGCCAGUUCAGUCAAGGAAUUUUGUUAGGUUGCACCUACAAGUCAUGAAAAAAUGACAGCAAUGCAUCAACCAAGGAGGACUGAAUUAAUGUUGCUGCAGCAAUCUAUAGAAUAUAUAGCAGUCAAAUGGAUGCAUGGCAGCUGGUGGACACUAAACAAUGGUGUUUAGUUGAGUCUUCUUCAAACCAGCUGGAGAGCACAUUGGGGUUAAUACCUAAACCUGGUAAGUCAUUGCAGUUAAAAACCAGGAAGUAUUGUGGGGUAUGUUCAUACUGUUAGGAAGUGACUUCAAUUGUAGUGAAUAGUCAACUGUCUGUAUAUUUAAGUUACUUAAUUUAUAUGAAAAUAGUUGAUUCCGAACAGGACCUUCAUGUGUAGAUUUUUUGGAAGAGGCUUUGAAUGAAUCUUUUGCUUGAGCAGCUGACAUAUUCUUAGUCAGAAGGCCUGGCACAGUUUUGAUGCAAGGUUCACAAAUUAGUCUUAUUUUUAUUCUGCAAAACAAGAGGGACUAACCCCUCUAUAUGAAAACUAAGCUGCACCUACCAGUAAUUUAAUUUGCACCCAUUCUGGAGAAAUAUUCUGGUCCUAUUGUACGGACCUACCUAAAUUGCGACAGAAGUUUACAGUACGGUGAUGCCUUUAAUCUCUCUUUGCUGUGCCACACCCCGUCCCUACCCUCUCCUGCUGAGUGGCCAAGGGGCAAUUAAUGCCAUGUUUUUUGCCUCUUGGCCAUUCAACAGUGGGAUGGGGAGGGGGUGCACGGCAAAAAGAGCAAGAUUUAAGGCACUGCUGGGCCAUGGACGACUGCUGCAAUUUAAGUAGGCACCUUGCCUGUUGAUUUCAGUUGUUGCAAAAAAAAAAAAAAAAAUUCACGGGGGAGGGCAGGUUGUGAUCAGAUGUAUGCCUGGUUUUCCUUCAGUGUUUCUUUGAGGAGGAAAAAGAUUUCCAAGUGAAUGAAAGGAUAAAGAUUAUGAAGAGAGGUGGAUGCUGAAUACUAAGGCUAUGAUUUUCCCAUUUUACCCACUGGGCCCUCUACAGGCUGAGAGCUCACUGUAUUGUAUUGUGUUAAUAUUGCCUUGUUCUAGGAGGUAUUAGCCACAGAAGAAAAGAUCAAUUCCCCUUAUAUUCUCAUAAAGCAAUAUGAAAAAGGGGUAGAGCUUCAGGGUGGAGAAUAAAAAGACAAGAGGCAAUCCCCUUGCUUUUGUAGAACCUGCACAUUGUGAGGUAUAAGAAGGGGAAGGGGGCAGAAUCACAGUUUUAUUUGAUUCUAGGCUGUAAAACUGCAACGUCACUUUGCGCAGCCCUUAAUGAGGCAUAUGCACGUUUGGCCAAAGUGUGAAGAGGACUAAAGUCAGGAUGUGCCUUGUCACUAAGCCAGGCUCUGUCAGUGUUUUCCAUAUGGACACUAUGGCUUUGUGCAAGGCUACCUAGGCUGUACUAUGACAGUGUCGUGUGCCAGGGCUAAAGCAGCCACAUCGUAAGCUAUUGGAAAGUUACCCAUGCCCUCAGGUGUCAAAACCACACGUCUUUCUUUCCCAAGCAUGACCUGGAAACUCGCUGAGUGCGGAAAAGCUCAAGUUGAACUCACUCUGAGCCUGAGCAUAGAAUCAUAAAAUGAGGGUUGGAAGGGACCUCAGGAGAUCAUCUAGUCCAACCCCUUGCUUAAAGCAGGCCCAGCCCCAACUAGAUCAUUCCAGCCAAAGCUUUGUCAAGUUGGGUCUUAAAAAUCUCUAAGGGUGGAGAUUCCACCAUCUUUAGGUAACCUGUUCCACUGUUUCACCAUCCUCCUAGAGAGAGUUUUUCCUAAUAUCCAACUUAAGCUUCCCUUGGUGCAACUUGAGACCAUUGCUCCUUGUUCUGUUAUCUGCCGCCAUUGAGAACAGUCCAGCUCCAUCCUCAUCCUCUUCUCUGCUGCAGGUUAAAUAAGCCCAGUUCCUUCAGGCUCUUCUCACAAGUCAUGUGCCUAGCCCCCUAGCCAUUUUCAUUGCCCUCCACUGGACUUUCCAACUUGUCCACCUCCUUUCUGUAGCGGAGGGCUCAAAACUGGACACAGUACUCCAGAUGUGGCCUCACCAGUGCAGAAUAGACCAGAAUAAUUACUUUCCUCAAUCUGCUGGCAACACUCUUACUAAUGCAGCCUAGUAUGCUGUUAGCCUUCUUGGUAACAAGGGUACACUGCUGACUCGUAUUCAACUUAUUGUCUGCUAUAACCCCCAGGUCCUUUUUUGCAGGGCUGCAGCUUAGCUAGUUGGACCCAAGUCUGUAGUGGUUCAUAGGAGCCUUCUGUCCUAAGUGCAGGACUUUGCACUUGUCCUUGUUGAACCUCCUGAAAUUUCUUUUGGCCUGCUUCUCCAAUUUGUCUAGGUCACUGAAUCCUAGCCCUCCUCUCCAGCAUAUCUACUGUAGCCCUUAGCUUGGUGUCAUCUGUGAACUUGCUGAUGUUGCAAUCCAUCCCAACUUCCAGAUCAUUAAUGAAGAUAUUGAUCAAAACUGACCCCAGGACUGACCCCUGGAGUACUCCACUUGAUGCCAACUAUACAUCGAGCCAUUGAUUGCUACCUGUUGAGCCUAAUGGUCCAGCUAGCUUUCUACCCACUUGACACUUUUCAUCCAACCCAUGCUUCCUUGACUUGUUUUUCAAGAAUGCUGUGGGAGACUGUAUCAAAAUCCUUGCUAAAGUCAAGGUAUAUCAUGUCCACUGCUUUCCCUGCAUCCACAGAGCCACUCAUCUCAUAGAAGGCAUUCAGGUUGGUCAGACUUGACUUGCCCUUGGUGAAUCCAUGUUGAUUGUUUCUGAUUACUUUUUUCUCCUCUAAGUGCUUAAAAAUGGAUUCCUUGAGGCCUUUCUCCAUGAUUUUUCUGGGGACUGAAGUAAGGCUGACUGGUCUGUAGUUCCCUGGAUCCUGCUUCUUCCCCUUCUUAAAGAUGGGCACUCUAUCUGCCAAUCGUUUGGGACCUCCCCCGAUCGUCACAAAUUUUCAAAGAUAAUGGCCAGCAGCUCUGUAAACAUAUCAGCCAACUCCCUCAGCACUCUCAGAUGUAUUGCAUUCAGCCCCAUGAGCUUGUACGCAUCUGUUUUUUCUAAAUAGGUCCUAACCCAUUCUUUCACCACUGGGGGCUGCUCACCUGCACCCCAAACUGUGCUGCCUGAUGCAGUAGUCUGGGAGCUGACCUUACCUGUGAAGACUUGAGGAAAAAAGGGAUUGAGCACUUCAGCCUUAUAUCAUAUGUCACUAGGUUACCUCCCCUAUUCAGUAAGCGACCCACAUGUUCCAUGACCUCCCUCUUGUUGCUAACGUGCUUGUAGAAACCCUUUUUGUUACCCUUCCUGUCCCUUGUUAGCUGCAACUCCAACUGUGCUUUGGCCUUCCUGAUUUUAUCCCUACAAGCCCAAGCAACACUUGUACUCCUUCCUAGUCAUCUGUCCAAGCUUCCACUUCUUGUAAGCUUCCUUUUUGUGUUUAGGCUCACUGAAGAGUUGCCUGCUAAGCCAAGCUGGUCGCCUGCCAUAUUUGCUAUUCUUCCUGCAGUUCGGGGUGGUUUGUUCCUGUGCUCUCGGUGAGGUUUUCAUUACAAUACAACCAGCUCUCCUGGACUCCUUUCCCCCCUCAGACUGCCCCCCCCCCCCCCCCCCCCCCCAUAGGAUCCUGCCCAUCAGUUCCCUGAGGGAGUCAAAGUCUGCUUUGAAGUCCAGGGUCCAUACUCUGCUGUUCUUCCGAGCCCUCCUCUCCUUCCUUUUGUCAGGAUCCUGAACUUGAUUAUCUUGUGGUCACCGCUGCCCAAGUUGCCAUCCACUUCUGCAUCCCCCACCAAUUCUUCCCUGUUUGUGAGCAGCUGGUCAAAAAGAUCAUGGCUCUUGGUUGGUCUCUCCAACACUCGUACCAAGAAGUUGUCUCCAAAAACUUCCUGGAUUACUGAUGCCCUGCCAUAUUGCCCUCCUAGUUCCCCAUGAGAACCAGGGCCUAUGAUCUGGAAACUUCUGCUAGUUGUCCAAAGAAAGCCUCAUUUAUUUCAUCCUCCUGAUCUGGUCAUCAAAAACUUAGGGAACUGAAGUCCACUCCAUGACUGGGUAGACAGGGUUCUUUAAGACUGGUUGACAGUCAGUCUAGGACUGGAGCCUCGAUUGAACAAAUGGACGAUCUCUGUUCCAGCAGCUCCUGCGGCCCAGCUGGUUCCAAACAUACUGCCGCCUGCCUCUCCUUUAGCGUAAACCAGCAAGGCUGGGAGGAGAGGGGGACGCUAGUGUGUGGACAGCUCAGUGUCUCCAUAUACACCGCCCAGGCUUGUGCACCUUGGAGAGAUCACUUCAGCUUCACUUUAUCUUAGCUUAUGCAGGGGGUCGGACUCGAUGAUCUAUUGAGGUCCCUUCCGACCCUAACAUCUAUGAAUCUAUGAAUCUUUCAACCACAUAUUACUUUCAGCAACCUAAUGUCUUGGCAUAAUUCUAUUGUCUUGUGAGAUUGGCUAAUAGUUCCAAAUGAAUAACUUCACACGUUCACAGUGAAAAGAGAUGGCAGGUGCUUAUCCAAAAAUCCUUAUAUGGGCCUAUAUUUCUGCCUGAGAAGACUGUUGCAUGUUUAAUAAGAAAAAUGGAUGAAAAACCAUACUGUAAUUCUUAAUGUGGUUUAAACCCAAACCAAGUUGUCAAAUAAUGCCAUUAUGUCCCCAUUCUUUCAAAUAGGUUCCAUGCUCAUAGUGAUAUGUAUUAAAAAUUCAUAUUUCUAUG
Messenger RNA from Alligator mississippiensis (American alligator), 7708 nucleotides. RefSeq names its product STT3 oligosaccharyltransferase complex catalytic subunit A (gene STT3A). The coding region runs from base 123 to 2240 and encodes 705 amino acids. The record is from RefSeq and is a predicted model, not a curated record. Gene Ontology annotation, cellular component: membrane. Gene Ontology annotation, biological process: post-translational protein modification. The transcript has 18 exons. NCBI's taxonomy places the organism in Eukaryota, Metazoa, Chordata, Crocodylia, Alligatoridae. Gene Ontology annotation, molecular function: dolichyl-diphosphooligosaccharide-protein glycotransferase activity.